Molecule: messenger RNA, 6331 nt
Organism: Lepus europaeus (European hare)
Lineage: Eukaryota; Metazoa; Chordata; Mammalia; Lagomorpha; Leporidae
Gene: MORC2
Product: MORC family CW-type zinc finger 2
Exons: 26
Coding region: 744-3836 (1030 amino acids)
Cellular component (GO): nucleus
Molecular function (GO): zinc ion binding
Source: RefSeq, a predicted model, not a curated record
GCCGUUCGCGCGGCGCGAUUGUGAGGUUUAGUCCGGGCGAGCCUUGUGAGGUAAUUGGGCACGCCAGCCAGAGGAGACUGUGGCCGGGCCGCAAGCUGGGUGUGCUCAGGCUUUGAAAGAGAGAGAGAGAGAGGACAAAAACCAACCCGAGACGGCCAGCCAGCACCCGGGAGCUCUUUCAUUUGGGAGGUGGUGAAGCCGCAACGAGCACCAUUGAACACUUUGUCGACGUGGCGUUCGCCGAUUGAGGGCCUGCCUGAAGAUUCCGACCAUCCUGGUGGCGAAGACGUGAGCGAGCGUUGAGUGUUAGGACAGAAAUUUCCAGAUUGCUAAGUCUUCGUCGCUGGAAAUUUAGGAGAGAAGAAAAAAAAAAAAAAAAACCCACCUGGAAGACCGCGAAGAUGGAGCGGUAAUAGGCUCCCCAUUCAAGAACCAGCCACAUUUGAUUCAAAUCAUUGGAAUCGAGCGAUCGAAACUUAACCCCAGCAGCUCCUUCGGCUGCCAGUUUAUGACGUAAAGUUCUUUCCAAAAUAUUACAUCACAAUCAUUGAGAAUAUUCAAGUAUGCUUCAAGAAGAGGUCAAUUGCCAUUUAAGACAGCUCUGAGCAUUUUCAGUAGAUACUAGGUAGCCUUAAGGCGCACCACCUCAACCUUCCCUGGAAGAAAUCCCAGCAAAAAUCUGUAUUCUAAUCAAGUGUUAUUUCCCAGUUAGUGGGUGAAAGACUGGAGACCCCAUUGCCAUCAUGGCCUUCACAAAUUACAGCAGUCUGAAUCGAGCUCAGCUAACCUUUGAAUAUCUGCACACAAAUUCAACUACUCAUGAAUUCUUGUUUGGUGCUCUUGCUGAACUUGUUGACAAUGCAAGAGAUGCUGAUGCCACCAGAAUAGAUAUUUAUGCAGAAAGGCGAGAGGAUCUUCGAGGAGGAUUUAUGCUUUGCUUUUUGGAUGAUGGAGCAGGAAUGGAUCCAAGUGAUGCUGCCAGUGUGAUCCAGUUUGGGAAGUCGGCCAAACGCACGCCGGAGUCCACCCAGAUCGGGCAGUAUGGGAAUGGGCUAAAAUCGGGCUCAAUGCGCAUUGGGAAGGAUUUUAUCCUUUUCACCAAGAAGGAAGACACCAUGACCUGCCUCUUUCUGUCUCGUACCUUCCACGAAGAGGAAGGCAUUGAUGAAGUGAUCGUCCCAUUGCCCACCUGGAACUCGCGGACCCGGGAACCUGUCACAGAUAACGUGGAGAAGUUUGCCAUCGAGACAGAACUCAUCUACAAGUAUUCUCCCUUCCGCACUGAGGAGGAAGUGAUGUCCCAGUUCAUGAAGAUUCCUGGGGUCAGCGGAACACUGGUGAUCAUCUUCAAUCUCAAACUCAUGGAUAAUGGAGAGCCAGAGCUGGACAUCAUCUCCAACCCAAGAGAUAUCCAGAUGGCAGAGACCUCUCCAGAGGGCACGAAGCCAGAGCGGCGCUCGUUCCGUGCCUAUGCGGCUGUGCUCUACAUCGAUCCCCGGAUGAGGAUCUUCAUUCACGGACACAAGGUGCAGACCAAGAGGCUCUCCUGCUGCCUGUACAAGCCCAGGAUGUACAAGUACACGUCAAGCCGUUUCAAGACCCGUGCAGAGCAGGAGGUGAAGAAGGCAGAGCAUGUAGCUCGGAUUGCUGAAGAGAAGGCCCGGGAGGCAGAGAGCAAAGCUCGGACAUUAGAAGUGCGCCUGGGUGGAGACCUCACCCGGGACUCCAGGGUGAUGUUACGACAGGUCCAGAACACGGCCAUCACCCUGCGCAGAGAAGCCGAUGUCAAGAAGAGGAUCAAGGACGCCAAGCAGCGAGCACUGAAAGAACCUAAGGAGCUGAAUUUCGUUUUUGGGGUCAACAUUGAACACCGGUACCUGGACGGGAUGUUCAUCUACAACUGUAGCCGUCUGAUCAAGAUGUAUGAGAAAGUGGGGCCACAGCUGGAAGGGGGCAUGGCCUGCGGUGGGGUUGUGGGGGUCGUUGAUGUGCCCUAUCUGGUCCUGGAGCCCACACACAACAAGCAGGACUUUGCGGAUGCUAAGGAGUACCGACACCUGCUGCGGGCAAUGGGCGAGCACCUGGCGCAGUACUGGAAGGACAUUGCCGUUGCCCAACGAGGAAUCAUCAAGUUCUGGGAUGAGUUUGGCUACCUCUCUGCCAACUGGAACCAGCCCCCAUCCAGUGAGCUGCGUUACAAACGCCGGAGAGCCAUGGAAAUCCCGACCACCAUCCAGUGUGAUUUAUGUUUGAAGUGGAGGACCCUCCCCUUCCAGCUGAAUUCCGUGGAAAAAGAUUACCCUGACACCUGGGUUUGCUCCAUGAACCCUGAUCCUGAGCAAGACCGGUGUGAGGCUUCUGAGCAGAAGCAGAAGGUGCCCCUGGGGACUUUCAAAAAGGACCUGAAAACACAGGAGGAGAAGCAGAAGCAGCUGACGGAGAAAAUCCGCCAGCAGCAGGAGAAGCUGGAGGCCCUCCAGAAAACCACACCUAUCCGCUCCCAAGCUGACCUGAAGAAACUGCCCUUGGAAGUGACUACCAGACCUUCCACUGAGGAACCUGCGCGUAGACCUCAGCGCCCUCGGUCGCCCCCUUUACCUGCUGUGAUCAAGAAUGCUCCAAGCAGACCUCCAUCUCUGCAACAGCCCAGAGCAGCCGGCCAGCCCCGAAGGGCCCCUGUCGCCAGCAGCGCUCCGAAGCCUCCUGCUGUAGCAGCCCGGGAGGAGGCCAGUACAUCCAGGGUGUUCCAGCCACCGGAGGCACCUCGAAGGCCUACAAACACUCUGGCCAAGACCGCGCCCCGGCCUGCCCCUGUGGGGCAGCCACAGCCACCGUCUGCACUGCCCAACACGAAGACCCCUCGGGAAGUCCCUGCUCCCCGAGCUGUCAGGACUCCAGUGGUCAAGAAGCCAGAGCCACCCGCUAAACUGUCCUCGGCUACCCCUGGUCGGAAGCGCAGCCUUGGGGUUUCUGAUGAGGACGAAGCCGAGGAAGAGGCCGAGAGGAAGAAGGAGAGGUGCAAGCGGGGCAAAUUUGCAGUGAAGGAGGAAAAGAAGGACUCCAGUGAGCUCUCAGACAGUGCUGGGGAAGAGGACCCGGCUGACCUCAAGAGGGCUCAGAAAGAUAAAGGCCUACAUGUGGAGGUGCGUGUGAAUAGGGAGUGGUACACAGGCCGUGUCACAGCCGUGGAGGCAGGCAAACAUGCGGUGCGGUGGAAGGUGAAGUUUGACUACGUGCCCACAGACACAACACCGAGAGACCGCUGGGUAGAGAAAGGCAGUGAGGAUGUGCGACUGAUGAAGCCCCCUUCCCCCGAGUACCAGAGCCCCGACACACAGCAGUUGGGUGGGGAGGAAGAAGAGGUGGUGGUGGCCCAGCAGGCUGUAGCAGAGCCCUCUACUUCCGAGUGCAUCCGCAUUGAGCCCGACACCACGGCACCGAACACCAACCACGAGACCAUUGACCUGCUCGUCCAGAUCCUUAGGAAUUGUUUACGUUACUUCCUGCCUCCGAGUUUCCCCAUCUCUAAGAAGGAGCUGAGUGCUAUGAAUUCAGAUGAGCUGAUAUCUUUUCCUCUGAAAGAAUACUUCAAGCAGUAUGAGGUGGGGCUACAGAACCUGUGUCAUUCCUAUCAGAGCCGUGCUGAUUCGCGGGCCAAGGCCUCCGAGGAGAGCCUGCGCACCUCUGAGAGAAAGCUCCGGGAGACAGAGGAGAAGCUGCAGAAGCUGAGGACCAACAUCGUGGCACUCCUGCAAAAGGUGCAGGAGGACAUAGAUAUCAACACAGAUGACGAGCUGGAUGCCUACAUCGAAGACCUCAUCACCAAGGGGGACUAAAGGGCUGGGAGCCAGGCACCAGCUCCCCUACUUACCUGCCCCUCAACACAGCAGCUUCCUGGGGGUGGGGGUUGCAUUCUUGUAUUGGUGGACUUACCUUGGUUUGACUCAUAUGGGACAUUUGUGCUUUUGGAGGGAAAGUUACUCUUGAUUCUUUGAAUCUUCCUCCCUAAGUUUAUAAAUAUUUAUUUUUUAAAAGAAACAAGAUGCUGUGGCUGCUGUGAAACCAUACAUUUUUGGUGUGACUCUUGGGCAAAGAACAGAGAUUCUUGCCACUUUUGCCACACCAGGUUGCCAAGCCUGAGCUGUGUAAGCUUCUGGCACCUCAAGAUGGUGGUGAGGCCAGUGCCAACUUGAGGUUGGCGAGACUCCAAGGGCACGAGCCCCCAGGUUCUUCCUAGAGGACGCUGUAGUCAUCUAAGAGAUGGGGAGGCAGAGAACUCCCCAAAGCGGUGUUCCCCUUAGUGGCUCAGAAGCAGGAGACCCAUAGUGGGGCUGUGAUCAGAGCAGGUUCAGUGCUGGAGGGGCUCUCCCUCUUGCAGCUCCCCUGUCUCAGGGAAACGAGGGUUGAAGUCAGCCCAGGCAGCUGAGAGUUGUCUUGGCUUUGGCACUGUCCCAACAGCUUGGGGAAGAAAGAUCCUCCUUGUUCAAGCUCUCCAUCCACCACCCAAGGUGUCUGAAAGCAUGGUUUCCUUGGUUAAACCUUGGACAGUGGUUUCCUGCCUCAGUUAACCUGAGCCCAGAUUGAGGAACAGACACAUCCAACUCCGGGCAGAUGUCUGACCUGGGUAGCCCACUGAAUGAACUCCAAAGGAUUCCUCAGGGAAGGGGCUCGUGUGUCAAACAGCCCUGGUGCUGAGUUGGCAGAGGCCUCAGGUGCUGCUGCUUGACCUGGAGAGCGCUGCUGCUUUUCCUACUUUGCUCUGCUGGGCCCCACUGAGCUCCUUCACAGUCCGACCUCUGGAGCAGCCAGGAGGAGGGGGCCGGGAUCUUCCAGCCACAGGGACUCCAGAGGCAGCUCCACAGGAAGCACAUCGGGCCUGCCCUGUCCAGCCACAGCCCCAGAAGCUGUGUGUCUCAAGCAACUUCUCAGGGUCACAGACAAAGGCGAAACUUGCUGAGUUUUCACUUCACUGGCUACAGAAAUCUGGUUCCAUUUUCCCCAGCUCUUCCCAGUUCUACUUUGGGUUUUAUGAAGGCACAAGAACGAUGACCUUAGGCCAUUGGUCUGUGAUGCAUACCUCCUUGGGGGACUUUGCAGCGUCUACCUAUCUCGGGCCAGCUGAGGCCACCCUGCCACCCUCUGCAGUCUGCUGAAGCCUGGGAAGCAGAGGUGCGGGAUGCUGGCCCACUGCAGGUGGAGCCCAUUCCCCACUUGUGCAUGGGGCCAGAGCACUUGAGACUGGUGCUGUCUGGACUUUCCCAAACCACAACCCUGGGAGAGGGCUGUUUUGGGUAACACCACUGAGACAGACCCUGGUCUCUUCCUCUGGAUGAUUCUCCAAGUCUCGGUGUUUGUUGCAACCUGGCGAUUCUUGUCCCAUCUGGCAGUGCUCAUCCCUGGCAGUGUGUGGUCCAUUUUUGUCCCCAUACCUACUGUUCUAAUCUAAAAGGAAGUUGAUUUUGCCUUUUUAUCAGAGGGUAAUACUCACUUUUUAAAUUCAUACACAUGUAAUCAAAACUUCUGACUCCUGAAUGAAGUCUGUUUGCUUCUCAGUAAAAUAGAGCUCCUUCCUCCUCCUCCUCCUUUCUCCUACUGCGGCUUUAAGCCAUCUUGAAGGUUUUCCUCCUCUCCACCGUCUUCGUUGUUUUAUCUUCACCCUCCUUAACACUCACAGAAACGGGAAGACUGAAUUUCCUCAAUGUUUUCAGCUUCAACUGCUGGAUGUGCCUUGCUGCAUCAGUCCAACCACAGCUGGGCUGGAUGCACAGCCCAUUUGUCAGAUUCUGCUGUUCUCAAUGGCAAGAUAAAGUGCAGGGGUUCCCCCCACCUUCCCAGGUAUCCCUUGUGGACAGCUAACCUGCUUGGAACUGUUUGAUGAUGACUGGGAGGAGGCAGAGGGUCUGGUUAUCUGUGGUGGGAUGGUCCUUGGGGCGAAGGUAUGAGAAAGAAGGAGCAGCAAGCCUGGCUUUCAAAGAGUGAAAGAGAUGGGGGCUUUCAGGUGUGUUCUUUAUGUGACACAUGCACGUGGUAGCUCAGAUAGGAAAGGCUGGACCAUGAAGAGCAAGGCUCUGUCUGCUCACUUGACCCUCAGAUUCUCCCUGGAGACAGUAUCCAUCCUGCAUGCCCACACACAUCCAGUCUCCUGUUUCUGCUUGUUUCUCAACCUGUCUUGGAACCUGUUUCUGAAUAGCUUGUAUGGGUCUACUUUAUUCUCAACAAACAGAGCAUUUAAUUGAUUGGAUGUAUUAUUUAACAUAACAUUUGCAUUUCUAACUUGAAAAACGCUGUGAUGAAUGUGUGUGUUUACUGUCUUGGCUCUUUAUAUAGUACA